AUGGAGUCUAUCUUCGCUGCUCAGAACACCCUCCGUCAGAACCUUGGCUUGCAGAAGGUCAGGGCCAUCCGCAACAAGAACUACAAAGCACAUGGCACCAAGUCCUAUGUUUACCUGCUCAACCGGUUCGGUUUCGAGCCCACACAGCCCGGGCCUUACUUCCACCAGAAUAAGGUUGUCCAGCGUGGGCUGGUCCCACAGUCUUUCACCAAGGCAAUUGGUGGUCGCGUCCGCCACGAUCGAGUACUUGUGAAAAAGGUUGGCGACGGUGAUCAGACUGGCGAGGUUACUGCCGAGGACCAGCAGAACGACUCCAUGUACCUUUGUGAAGUUGGAAUCGGCAGUCCUGCUCAGACCGUUAAGCUCGACUUUGACACCGGAUCAGCCGACCUCUGGGUCUUUUCCACGGAACAGACCAAAGCCACUCAAAAGGGACACAAUGUGUUUGAUCCCAAGAAGUCCUCGACGUGGAAGAAGCUCUCCGGCAAGGCCUGGAAAAUCUCUUAUGGCGAUGGCUCGAGUGCCUCAGGUGACGUUGGCACCGAUACCGUGACUGUUGGCGGCCUCGCAAUCGAGAAUCAGGCCGUCGAGCUUGCCAAGACCAUGUCCGACCAGUUUGCCCAGGGUUCUGGCGACGGGCUCUUGGGACUUGCCUUCAGCACCAUCAACACUGUCACCUCAGGGGGUGAAUCAGACCCCCAGCCCUCACCCGUGGAAAAUAUGAUCACUCAAGAGGACAUUCCUAAGGAUGCUGAGCUCUUCACGUCGGCCUUCUACAGUGAAAGGGACGAGAAGAACGACUCUUUCUAUACCUUCGGCUACAUUGACCAAGACCUUGUCAAGGCAUCUGGUGAGGAUAUCCACUGGACGGACAUCGACAACUCCCAGGGCUUCUGGCAGUUCCCAUCUGCAUCUUACUCAGUCAACGGCAAAUCCACAGAGGUUAACGGCAAUACCGCCAUUGCUGAUACUGGCACGACUCUUGCUCUUGUUUCGGACGAUGUGUGUAAGGCACUGUACGGGAGCAUCGAGGGGGCCAAGUACGAUUCAGCUAACCAGGGAUGGGUCUUCCCAACUACUGUCAAGGCUAGCGACCUGCCCGACUUUAGCGUGGCAGUCGGUGACAAGGAGUUUGUAAUCCAGAAGGAGGAUCUAGCAUUUGCCGCCGCCGGUAGUGGUUACUGGUAUGGUGGAGUGCAAAGCCGUGGCACUAUGGACUUCGACAUCCUGGGUGACAGCUUUCUGAAGAGCGUAUACGCUAUCUGGGACCAAGGCAACAAGCGCUUCGGUGUCGUGCCGAAGAUUGAGGCGACUCAGAACCUGGACGUUCCGGCUGACUCUGGGGCAGCUGGCCAGUAG
Neoarthrinium moseri is the source of this 1359-nucleotide messenger RNA. RefSeq lists its product as uncharacterized. Lineage: Eukaryota; Fungi; Ascomycota; Sordariomycetes; Amphisphaeriales; Apiosporaceae. Gene Ontology annotation, biological process: proteolysis. The record is from RefSeq and is a predicted model, not a curated record. Bases 1 to 1359 code for a protein of 452 amino acids. The transcript has 3 exons. Gene Ontology annotation, molecular function: aspartic-type endopeptidase activity.